This is a messenger RNA of Rana temporaria (common frog), 1229 nucleotides long. It is a transcript of the gene HMGB1, whose product is annotated as high mobility group box 1. Bases 121 to 753 code for a protein of 210 amino acids. Gene Ontology annotation, molecular function: DNA binding, bending. Gene Ontology annotation, biological process: regulation of transcription by RNA polymerase II. Gene Ontology annotation, cellular component: nucleus. The transcript has 5 exons. NCBI's taxonomy places the organism in Eukaryota, Metazoa, Chordata, Amphibia, Anura, Ranidae. The record is from RefSeq and is a predicted model, not a curated record.
UGAGCUGAGAGUAAUGUUACAGAUUGGGAGAAGUGAAGAGGCUGCGUAUCGAUCUCGCUCGCUCUCACAGCCAUUGCAGUACAUUGAGCUCCAUAGACACAGCAUUGGAAAUCUAUCAAAAUGGGGAAAGGUGAUCCUAAGAAACCAAGAGGAAAGAUGUCCUCUUAUGCUUACUUUGUGCAAACUUGCAGAGAAGAGCACAAGAAAAAGCACCCGGAUGCAUCUGUAAACUUUGCAGAGUUCUCCAAGAAGUGCUCAGAACGAUGGAAGACUAUGUCUGCUAAGGAAAAGGGCAAAUUUGAAGAUAUGGCAAAAGCAGAUAAAGUUCGUUAUGAAAAAGAAAUGAAAACUUAUAUACCGCCCAAAGGAGAGUCAAAAAAGAGGUUUAAGGACCCAAAUGCACCAAAGAGACCACCAUCGGCUUUCUUCUUGUUCUGCUCUGAAUUCCGUCCUAAAAUCAAAGGUGAGCACCCAGGUUUGACCAUUGGAGAUGUGGCAAAGAAACUUGGAGAGAUGUGGAAUAAUACCCCAUCUGAAGACAAGGUGCCUUAUGAAAAGAAAGCUGCCAAACUGAAGGAGAAAUAUGAGAAGGAUGUUGCAGCGUAUCGGGCAAAAGGAAAGCCUGAGGUAGCCAAAAAGGCACCUGCUAAACCUGAAAAGAGUAAGAAAAUGGAGGAUGAUGAUGACGAUGAAGAUGAUGAAGAUGACGAAGAGGAUGAGGAAGAAGAGGAUGAUGAGGAAGAUGAUGAAUAAACCUCUCCAGGAGCAGUUUUGUCUAUAUAGCAUUUAAACCCCCUGUACACAACUCUCAUUUUUUAAAGGAAAAAAAAAAACAAAUCAGAAUAUAAGGAUGUGUAAGAUUUGUUUUUAAUCUGUACAGUGCCCCCCCCCUCCCUACUUUUUUUUUUUUUUUUUGUAUUGUUAACACACUACCAAACAUAUAUGUUUAGAUGGCCCUGUCUUUUAAGUGGUUUUCAGUUGCCACUAACCUUGCCUCGUACAGUAAGGGGGUUGUAAAUUGGCAUGGAAAUUUCAGCAGGCUCAUGUUGGUGCACAGCACAAUUUAGUUUAUAUGGGGAUGUAGUUCAUUUUUUUUCCAUCUUCAGUUGUUAAGCAUCAUUUAUUGUUGUUCUGUUUAACUGAAUACCACUCUGUAAUUGCAAGAAAAAUUGCAACUGUUUUGUUGACAUUCUGAUUGCUUCUAAGUAAAUACAAUUUUUUUUUUUUUU